GUUGAGCAUGUCCAACAUAGACUUUGAAAUAGAUAUUUGCCUCCAACUGGACAACUACCGUCUUCACUCAUCACAUUCUCCAACUCUUGAUUCUGGUCGAUCAAAUUUUAUGCAGAAGCAAAAUUCAUAAUGAAGCUGACGAGCUUACGGCCCGCUUAAAAGAGAUGAAAAAGACGGCCAACAACUCUAGUCAAAUUCGAACAAAACAGUUAAGCUGCAAUCCAGAUGAUGGCUCGGAAGCUCAACACGGUCCCGAAAUCACGCAGUUUCCCAUCUCUCCCAACUAUCUUCAAGAGUGGUUUUAAUCCAACUCUAGGUGACUACAAUCAAUGCCUUCUGUUCCUCUCUCGGACCAAAAAAUUCGGCGCAAUAAUCCUAUUAGUUUCUCAAAUGCUGUCAAACAAGCUCAAAGUGAACUCGCUAACUCAGACAAUCCUCACAAGAGCGCUUCUCCGAGACCAACAAAUUGAAUUAGCAGUUGUGUUUGCAAAGACCCAAAUUGUGAAAAGUUGCAAUAGCUAUUACCGAACUCAAAUCUUGGAUUCUCUUGUUCAGGGCCUCUCUAUGACAGAACCUGAAAAGGCACUUUCUAUUCUGCGGGAUUGUUUGAAAAUUGGUGGUAUUACGCCUUCUUCUUGUACUGUUUACUCAUUACUUUAUCGUUUGUGCUAUAGAGGAAUGAUGGAUGGGGCUACUCAGGUGUUAAAGAUGAUGAGUGAUGAGAGAAUGCAGCACUCUUUUGAUAAUUUUUUAUGCAACUAUGUGAUUUGUGCUUUUGUCACUGUUGGAAAGCCAGGACUUGCUUUAAAGUUCUAUGAUAAUGCUGUAAACUCGGGUUCUUUGAAACCUAAUGUUUUCACUUAUACUUCUCUAAUGAGUGCAUAUUAUAGAUUAGAUAGGAUUAGCGAUGGAUGGAGUUUGGUCGAAAUUAUGGGGAUAGAUGGCUUAGAACCAGAUACCGUAUUUUACAGUAAUUGGAUGUAUGGGUACUUUAGGGAAGGAAAGGUUCAUGAUGCUUUAGAAAGAUACAGAGAAAUGGUUGAGGAGGGCAUUGAAUUGGACGUAGUAAGUUAUACAAUACUUAUAGAUGGAUUUUCAAAGGAAGGGUUUGUGGAGAAAGGAGUAGGAUUCUUGUACAAGAUGAGAAAGGAUGGUUUAGAACCCAAUUUAGUCACUUAUACUGCAGUUAUGAAAGGAUUAUGCAAGAAGGGAAAAUUGGAUGAGGCACUUUCAGUGCUUAAUGUGGUUGAGAAUCUAGGGUUUGAAUUGGAUGAAUUUCCCUAUGCAAUACUUAUUGAUGGGGUGUGUAGGGAUAGUGAUUAUCACCGCGCUUUUGAGCUGCUUGAUGAAAUGGAGAAGAAGGGGGUAAAGCCUGGUGUUGUCACAUAUAAUGCUAUCAUCAAUGGAUUGUGCAAAGCAGGAAGGACAACCGAGGCUGAUGAUUUGUCUAGAGGCAUAGUAGGAGAUGUUAUCACGUACACUACAUUGUUACAUGGGUACAUUCAAGAAGGAAAUUUCAUGGGGAUAUUAGAAACUAGGAGAAGACUGCAGACAGCUGAUGUGUGUUUGGAUGUUGCCAUAUGCAAUGUGUUGAUUAGAGGAUUGUUUAUGAUGGGUUUAUUUGAGGAUGUGCGUUCUGUAUAUAAUGGAAUGCAAGGUUCAGGUUUGGAGGCAAAUAUUAUUACUUACUCCACCAUGGUUGAUGGAUAUUCCAACGCUGACCAGAUGGAUCUGGCACUUGAGAUAUUUGAUCAAUUUCGGAAGAAAGAUACUUCUUCAGCAGCAUGUCACCAUUGCAUUAUUUAUUGGCUAUGUAAAAAGGGUUUUGUUGAUGUUGCAGUUGAGGUUUUGAUGGAACUGGUAGAAAGAAAUAUUGGCUUGAGUGCCACUGUUAACAUAAUGGUCAUUAAGACUAUAUUUCGAGAUAAAGGUGCAGAAGGAGUACUGGAGUUAAUUCAAAGAUUGGAACAUGUUGUUCAUGAUAUAUAUGAUCUAAUAUGCAAUGAUGCAAUUAUUUUUCUAUGCAAGAGUGGGGCAUCAGAGGCUGCCUUCUACGGUUUAAUAAAAUUAAAGAGUAAAGGAUCAAAUGUGAAAUGCAAGACUUACUACCUAAUCCUUAAAGCACUUCUUCAUGAUGGAAAGAUUUGUAUGAGUCGGCAAGUUCUGACAAUUUUCAUAAAAAGGUACGGGAUUUUUGAUGUCAUGGUAAACAAGAUACUAGUUCAUUUCUUAUGCAUGGAUGAUGUAAACCGUGCCCUCAGCUUUCUUUCUAAGGGAUCAUUCCCUGUUGAGUUUCCUAUAGCAGUUUUAAAGACCCUGACAAAACAUGGCCAAGCUUUUAAUGCCUAUAGGCUUAUAACUGAAGCAAGAAAUAGUCUCCCUUUCAUGGACGUGGUUGAUUACUCAAUUGUGAUUGAUGGCCUUUGCAAAGGAGGUCAAAUUAUAUUGGCACUAAAUCUUUGUGAUUUUGCUAUGAGCAAGGGAGUUACUCUGAAUGUUGUAACAUACAACUCAGUUAUACAUGCGCUGUGCCGUCAGGGUUGUCUCCUUGAAGCAUUUCGGUUAUUUGAUUCCUUGGAGAAGAUUAAUAUUUAUCCUUCAGUAAUCACAUUUGGCACACUCAUUGCUACACUAUCAAGAAUGGGCCUUGUACAAGAUUGCAUGAUGUUGCUUGAGAGGAUGUUGCUCAAGAACAUUCCUUUAAAUAUCCAUAUUUAUAACUCCAUAAUUAGUGGGUAUAUUAGACUAGGUGAAAUACAGAAAGCUAUGGAUCUUUUCCGUGACGUGGAAGUAAAGGGUCUCAAACCAAAUGAAUUUACAGUCAGUGCAGUUAUUAAUGGAUGCUGCCAAAAAGGUGACAUGGAAGGAGCUCUUCAUUUGUUUGCUGAAUUUAAAGAGAAAAAAAUAUCCCCUGAUUUUGUAGGUUUUAUGUGCUUGAUUAGGGGGCUAUGUGCCAAGGGAAGGAUGGAAGAAUCUAGAUGUAUUUUAAGAGAAAUGCUUCAAAAUCAACAUGUAAUCAGUACACUUGACAGAGUUGAAGCUGAAACUCAAGCUGAGUCUGUACAAAGUUUUGUUUCUUUGUUGUGUGAACAAGGAAGCAUCCAUGAGGCUGUUAAUAUUCUUAAUGAAGUCGGAUGCAUAUAUUUUCCUCUGGAGAAGGAGUUUACUUCAUUGAAUAUAUCAGAAAAGCUAAAGGAGCCAUCUGAUAUGAAAGCUUUUGAUAGUGUUGAAUUCAAAAAAAGUACUUUAGAAAGCAAAUCAUGCGAUGAAGGGAAAUUGGAAAUAGAUUUGGGAAAUGCUGCUAGCCUAGAUACUGAUAUCUUCCAUUUGGAGAACUUUGAUACUUACUAUUCUUUGAUUGCUCUGCAUUGUUCUAAGGGGGAGUUCAGUCAAGCUAAUAUACUGGCAAGGAGUAUCAUGAGUUCUUUAUAGGAAAUCUAUGUUUAUACGAGUAACAAAAUUGUUGGUUACCUUGGUAUGGCCACAAAUUUUGGUGCUUUGUCAUUUCCAUAGACCUCAGAAGAAUAUAAUGUGGCAGAAGCAGGUAUGUUCUGUGCUCUUUUCAAAAUUUUGUCAGUUUCCUUAUCAUUUAUAAACUAUAAGUCUAUAACUGGUUUCGGAAUUAAUUUAAUAAUUGAUAAUAGGCUCUCUUGUGCUCUUUCAAGUCUAUACCUCUCGUAGUAAUUAAAUUGUUUCCCUUUAUUUUGCUGAUUUUCAUUCAUUUUCUCCGCCUUUAUCAUUAAGCUCCCAUAUCUUGGGAUUUUUAUCGUGGGCAUGGUGAUGUACAAUCAGGUGCUGAAACUCUAGUAGAGGGUACUCCCCCAUUAGUCCAUUACUUAAUAAGAGCACACUUUUACUUUGCAAGAAGAUUUAGGAAAAAUUGUGUGGUUAAGAUACAAUUAGAGGAGAGAAGCAAUAUUAACCACAUAAUGAUUUUCUUAAAAGGAAUUCGGAUAUAAUUUUGAGCCACAUGAUAAAUGAAAGAGUUAUCAUCAUCUCCCAACCACAUCUGUCACCCUUGUUUGCCACAUGAUAAAUUAAACUGCAUUAUGAACAACAAUUGAAGUUCACAAGUUACUAAAGGCUAUGUACAGAAGGUAAAUUAAAUUAAAAUUUAAAAACUUUAGAGUUUCAAAACAUAGGAGUUGUGCAUUUAUUCUUUCCAACCCAAGCCUUCCAUUUCUCUUCCACCACUGUUUAGUACCUUUUUCUUCGACUUAUAUUAGAAUCAAAUCAAUCAACAAGAAUACUACCAUUAGGACCUCUCUGAUUCUCUUUGUUUUCAUUUCCCUAGGAAAAUGAUGUAUGGUUCGGAUCAUAAGUUCUGUGCAUUCAGUUCAAGAUACUUCAAAAUGUUUAUUGGUUACCGUAACCAUCUCAAUUGAUGACAUUGGAUUUAAAACAUUGUAUUUUAGUUCUAAUCUAGGUUUUAAUAAAUACUCUUGGGUUUGAACUAAUGAGUCUUCAAAAUAUGGGAAGCCAUGGGAGGUUCGGUUUUUUAUUAUCCUUAUUUUUUUGGGUAUAUCAUAACGAGUUUUAGUUUUGAUCAGGUUUUCCGAUUUUCGAUCAUUAUGAGGUUAUCACAAAGAUGCACAUGAAAAUCCCCCAGGUUCGCUUCACACAGAGGGGAGAUGCUGCAAAAGGGAAUUUCAUUGGUUGGGUUCAUGAAGCAGAACAUCGUUGAGUUCUAGAAUCAUCUCUUAAAGAUCACAAAACAACAUUUUGUGUCAAGUUCAUGAAGCAGAACAUCGUGUGAUGGAAAAUGCAACAUUGAGAACUUACUAGAUUUAGAACCUCCUUUGCGACCUUAGUUUUGGUCAUUCCUCUCCACACACUAUGUUCUCUGAUCAUCUUGGGGCAACCUAUGAAGCAUGUUGCUUUGAAUUGAUUUUUUUCCGGUGAGAUAACGAGUCAUGGACGACUCACUUGCUGUUCAAUUCUUAAGCACCAAAGAAUCGAUUGCUGCUUUUCAAACUUCAAACCAAGCAAUAAGGGAGUGCUUAGUUCUCCUUUUGUUCCAAGCUUGGAGUCUCCAAUGAAUCCUACAUCUUGCCAGGAUGUGUUAGAUAAUACGAAGUAUUCAAUAAUUUGUUGAUAUGAUUCCUCAAUCAUCCUUACCAAUUUGUUGCUCAUUGUUGUUGUUGUUGUAUUAAUGUAAAGUCUAACCCUUUUUACUAGCUAGUUUGUUCAGCCUGUUGUACACUGUACGCAUCAUCAUAUGUAAAGCAGUCUAUAAUAAUUCCGUUUAUAUGUAUCUGAAUGUAUGCAUUUUCAGCUA
Cuscuta europaea is the source of this 5278-nucleotide messenger RNA. Lineage: Eukaryota; Viridiplantae; Streptophyta; Magnoliopsida; Solanales; Convolvulaceae. The record is from the annotation of a GenBank genome assembly.